Molecule: messenger RNA, 1123 nt
Organism: Leucoraja erinaceus (little skate)
Lineage: Eukaryota; Metazoa; Chordata; Chondrichthyes; Rajiformes; Rajidae
Product: serine/arginine repetitive matrix protein 2-like
Exons: 2
Coding region: 209-1123 (304 amino acids)
Source: RefSeq, a predicted model, not a curated record
CCCUCAGCGCCGAUAUUCAUUAAGGGACAGCACCAGGGACAGCACAUUGGCGCAGCGGUGGAGUUGUUGCCUUACAGCGUCAGAGACACGGGACCAAACUGGUUGCUCUCUCUGUACGGAGGUUGUGCAUUCUCUCCGUGACCUGCGUGGGGUUUCUCCGAGACGUGCAGAAACUCGUAUUAUUCUCACAAAGAAGACUUUAAAAUCCAUGGAAAGCCAACUUUCUCUGGAGACUUGCAUGCAGCUGCGCAGUGGGCGCAGGAUCGCCGGCCUGCAGCGCCACCAGAUUCCGGAGGCCGUCGGUGCAAGCGGCGCCGGGACCAUGCGCGGUAAGCACCGGAGGACCGCGCCGCAGCGCAGCAUCUGGUCGGAGGACGAACCUGCGCCGGCCCUGGUUAGAAGGAGUAUGCGCGGCAAGCACCGGAGUACUGCGCCGCAGCGCCUCCUCCGGUGGGAGGACGAACCUGCGCCGGCCCUGGUUAGAAGUAGUAUGCGCGGCAAGCGCCGGAGGACUGCGCCGCAGCGCCUCCUCCGGUGGGAGGACGAACCUGCGCCGGCCCUGGUUACCCGGAGCAUGCGCGGAAAGCACCGGAGGAACGCGCCGCAGCGCCGCCUCUGGGCGGAAGCCGUCGCUGCAGCCCCGUCGCCACAGCGCCCCCCGCGGCCGGAGGAGCGCCCUGCGAACCUUGAGACCUCCCAUAUCUCUCCCCAUUGUUCUAGGAGCCCUAAUUGGCCUAAAAUGGGCCCCAGCCUCCCCCAAGCCGGGGUGGGGGGCGCCAUGGAGGACCUGCGGCCUUCCUCCGUCCCCACCAAAGCCUACGCCAAACAGGUUGACAUGGCCCCGUCACCCCGUAAGACACCCAAGGCCUUACGCCUAGCUGCCUGGGACAAGGCCAAAUCCACAGGCUUAGAGCCCCAGAAUAAGCCUGAAGAUUUGGGCCUUGAGGCCCAGGCUAUGCCCCAGACUCCGAACCACAAGUCCCAGGCAAGGCCUGAGGCUUCUGGCCUAUUAUCACAGGACAAGGCCAAAGCAUCAGUCUUCGAGUCCCAAGAUAGGCCUCGGGAUUUGGGCCUUGGGUUGAAAUCCAGGCCCCAGGCCUCGCGUCCAGAAUUCCCGGCCUAG